CGAAACGACGACGUAUGAGUUCGCUAAUAUGGUUUGGUUGGUCCAGUAGAAGUACGACUCUUGGUCGUCAGCAAGCUUCAAUGGCAGUGAACGGUACGAAGAAGAAAGGUUAUGGAUGGGCGGUUUCAGCGGGACUCUGUGCAGCCCUUGCCGCCAUUUCUGCCAAGUUCAUUACCCCACAGCUUGUUAGGUAUGUUAUGGUUAUAGUUUUCAAUGUGGUGAUGUGGGGAUGCUAUGUAAAUAGCCUGAAAGCUCUCUCCUCUCUGCAAGCAACUGUGACCAACUUUGCAACCAACUUCCUUUCUUCUGGUUUAGCUGGAUUUUUCCUCUUUGAUGAACCACUGCCAUUGAAGUGGUUUGCAGGUGCCCUGCUUAUUGUAGUUGGUGUAUUCAUACUCAGCAAGUCAAGUGUAGAAGAGAAAACAAGCAAGGACUAAAAUCCUUCAUCGCCUUUCAACCAUCACCAGACUUUUGAGCUAUUUUGUUCAGCUUUCUUCUUCAUUCAGCUGAAGAGUUCAAGUGCAGGUUAGCUGAAAUCUGGUGCAGUUGACGAUUAUCGGGAGACUGUUUUUGCAGGUACAUAAACAAAAGAAUUGAGCAUCAAAACCAUUGUUAGAUGUAGUCAUUUAGCUAUCCUUUCUUUUAGAUGAUCAGAAGCAUGUUUCUUAUGUUCGAAUUUUCUUUUAAGGAUCCCGGUCUUCUUUUUCUUUCCAGAAUUGCAAUUUCAACGAUUUCAAUUUCUAUUGAGUUUUUCGUCCUUGA
Cynara cardunculus var. scolymus (artichoke) is the source of this 762-nucleotide messenger RNA. RefSeq lists its product as uncharacterized. Lineage: Eukaryota; Viridiplantae; Streptophyta; Magnoliopsida; Asterales; Asteraceae. The coding region runs from base 15 to 437 and encodes 140 amino acids. The record is from RefSeq and is a predicted model, not a curated record. The transcript is spliced from 3 exons.